CUCACGCACCAACUGCAAAAGUAUCAGUUGUUCAUUUUUACACUUCUCAGACACAUCUCAAGUUUUAAAUACUUUUUUAAAAUGUUUAUGAUUUUAGUAGUUGUAGCUUUAGCAGUUGCUACAGAAGCCACUUAUAUUGAUCAUGGUGAACAUUUGAACUCUCAUCUUGGAUACGGAUCUCUCUAUGACCAUGGUGGUAUCUCUCACGGAGCAUUUGUUGCUCCAGCUAUCCCCAAAGUCGCAUAUGGUCUCUAUCCCCACAGUUAUGAGAGUUACGGAACUUAUGGAUAUGGUCUAGAUCAUCAUGAUUCUUAUGCACCAGCUAAAUACUCAUACAAUUAUGGAGUCAACGACCCCCAUACUGGAGAUGUUAAAAGCCAUCAAGAAGUACGAGAAGGUGAUGUAGUUAAAGGAUCUUACAGCCUUAAUGAACCUGACGGCACAAUCAGAGUCGUUGAAUACACAGCCGACCCAAAAAAUGGCUUCAAUGCAGUCGUCAAAAAAAUUGGCCACGCUAUUCACCCUGAACCUGUUCCUGUAGUUAAAUAUGUUGCGCCACAUGUCUACCCGACACAUCAUGGACAUGAAUAUAUUAAAUACUAGUUCUAAUACCUGACAUAUUGCGUAUAAUACUCUACUUAUGUCAAUGACCGAAUAAAAUAAUUGGAUAAUUAUAAUUAA
Chelonus insularis is the source of this 681-nucleotide messenger RNA. RefSeq names its product cuticle protein 19-like. Gene Ontology annotation, cellular component: extracellular matrix. Bases 82 to 603 code for a protein of 173 amino acids. The record is from RefSeq and is a predicted model, not a curated record. NCBI's taxonomy places the organism in Eukaryota, Metazoa, Arthropoda, Insecta, Hymenoptera, Braconidae. The transcript is spliced from 3 exons.